Molecule: messenger RNA, 1606 nt
Organism: Scomber scombrus (Atlantic mackerel)
Lineage: Eukaryota; Metazoa; Chordata; Actinopteri; Scombriformes; Scombridae
Gene: trappc6b
Product: trafficking protein particle complex subunit 6B
Exons: 6
Coding region: 88-564 (158 amino acids)
Biological process (GO): regulation of GTPase activity; endoplasmic reticulum to Golgi vesicle-mediated transport
Cellular component (GO): cis-Golgi network; TRAPP complex; trans-Golgi network
Source: RefSeq, a predicted model, not a curated record
CAUAGGCUUCACUGUACUGUAUGUGUGUAGUAAUGUUGUUAUAAGUGUAAUAUCUUCUGAUAAACCUCAGACUUUAGAACAAGAACAAUGGCGGACGAAGCUCCUUUCCAGUUUCUACAUAACGAAGUGAUACAGUACAUUUACAAGACAGCAGAAAGCGGAGAGACGGAGAAUGGACGAAAUAUCACGAGACUGGAGAACAUGGGCUUCAGAGUGGGACAGGGGCUGAUAGAGAGGCUGACAAAAGACACUGCACGGUUCAAAGAUGAGCUGGACAUCAUGAAAUUCAUCUGUAAAGACUUUUGGACCUGUGUGUUCAAGAAGCAGAUCGACAACCUCCGAACCAACCACCAGGGUAUCUAUGUUCUCCAGGACAACAAGUUCCGAUUACUGAGUCAGCUGUCAGCGGGGAACCAGUAUAUGGAACACGCCCCAAAGUAUCUGGCUUUCUCCUGUGGCCUGGUGAGAGGAGGUCUGUCCAACCUGGGAGUGAAGAGUAUAGUAACCGCUGAGGUGUCCGUCAUGCCUGCAUGUAAAUUCCAGGUCAUGAUCCAGAAAAUGUAGCAAUUCCUGCAGAGGCUGCUCUCGCUCUACAUUCUCUUUUGCCUUCAUUUAUCCUUGAGUUUGUGGCAUUAAAGGGAAAUAGUACCUAUCUCCAUCAGCACAAUCUGUUUCUCUACACUUUGAGGUAUAAACAAACUUUUGCCAGUUCUCACUGUAAUCGUCAAACGUCAGAGCCUCAGAGGAGAAUGUUUCCUGUUGACACACUAUUACUUUAAUAUAAGAGGUCAAACACUUUCCAGUGGUUCUUGUUAAAUGACUUUGUGAUGGAUAUUGUCAUUGUAUAAGAGCCCUCUGGUGGCACAAUGAUUGAACUGCAUGAUGUCAGUUUGAAGUCAUAUACAGUAUAAACUGUAUAUAUAUGUCUCUCUAUAUAUAUAUGUAUACAUAUAUGAUCAUUAAUAUUAAAAAAUCAUAUAUUAACCCAGCUGUUCUAGUUAAUCUAUGAUCAUAACGCUUUUUUAAAUUACGUUUUCCAGAAAUCCAUUUUAUGUUCGAAGUUUAUAAUAAGACAUGUAUUCUAAUCAUCAUCUGUUUGUUAAAUUAUGUUUUAUAUUUUAUUGAUUUUGCUAUAUAUACAAAAACAAACAUUAUCCAAGAAGAAAUUCAUAUGUUAAAAAAAUAAUGAAUAGUAGUAUCUAGACCAAAAAAAAAGUGGUUAACAGGGCCCAAAGUCGAUCCACCAGCCCACCUGAGCAGAUAACACAACAUGUGUCUUUCCAAUUCAAAAUUACACUAACCAGUGUGGAGUGUGGUGACUAUUGAAGGCAAAGCGAGUUCACAUGAAGAAUAUCUUCCUCACACAUGCCAAAAACAGUUCAGAUAAACAGAUGAGUAAAUGGAUAAAAAUAGACUCCCCACAGCAUGAAACACUGACUGUAGCAAUGAUGAUGGGCAAAAAUCUUGCUAAAGCAAUAACAUGAAAUAUUUUGUUUUUUAUUGAAGUUGUUGGUUUGAACCUGGCUGUCAGGUUGAGUCAGUUGCAAUAAAUUCUAAUGUGAAAUAAGCUUUGGUUGUCUCAAUCUCUGGCUAACAUUAAUGUUCA